This is a messenger RNA of Pyricularia oryzae 70-15, 1628 nucleotides long. RefSeq names its product CRAL/TRIO domain-containing protein. The record is from RefSeq and is a predicted model, not a curated record. Lineage: Eukaryota; Fungi; Ascomycota; Sordariomycetes; Magnaporthales; Pyriculariaceae. Gene Ontology annotation, molecular function: phosphatidylinositol transfer activity. The coding region runs from base 214 to 1425 and encodes 403 amino acids. The transcript has 2 exons.
CGGCAGGACCCUUGUUGUUCACCCUUGUCUUUAACAUGGAAUCCUGGCCUGGACUACAUUAGAGAGUUUGUUCUAUAAUUAUCUGACCUCCUUUUGUUAUUUUCUUCCAACCGUCCGUAUCCGUAACGGAUUCACCUUUCUUCAUUAGCUUCAAAUCUUGCUAUCGUACCUCUUCAUUCACGGAAUUUCGCUUGUCAGGACCUGUUAAAAACCAUGACAACCGCUACAUCUAACGGAUCCGCCCAGGACAAGGCGGCGGUGGGCAUUCUGAAAACGCCGAUUUCUGCUCCCCUCGAAGGAUGUACACCUCCCGCGAAGGACCCUCUGACCAAGGAGCAAGAAAUCAAGUACGAUUGGCUCUUGGAGCAAGUCAAGAAAUGGACUGAAGUUCCUUCAACCAAGGGCAAAGGCGGUCCUCUCACGGAUGCUGAGCGCAUGUGGUUGACCCGAGAGUGCUUGCUGCGGUAUCUCCGCGCAACAAAGUGGGUUGAGAAGGAUGCGGAAAAGCGCCUUAGGGAGACAUUGACGUGGCGGAGGGAUUUUGACGUUGCCGACCUGACUUGGGAUCACAUUUCGCCCGAGCAAGAGACAGGCAAGCAGGUAAUUCUUGGCUUCGACAAGGAGGGGAGGGUGUGCCAUUACCUCUGCCCCGGCCGGCAAAACACGCAACCGUCUCACCGCCAAGUUGAGCAUCUGGUCUUUAUGCUUGAAAGAGUCCUGGAUCUUCUCCCUGCGCAGCGUGAGAAGUUGGUGCUGCUCAUCAACUUCAAACAGGGCAAGAACCGCUCCUACACGGCCCCGGGCAUUGGACAAGCCCGCGAAGUCCUCAACAUCCUGCAAACGCACUACCCGGAGAGACUUGGACGCGCCCUCAUUGUGAAUGUCCCAUGGGUUGUGCAGGGCUUCUUCAAGCUCAUCACCCCAUUCAUCGACCCUCUGACCCGUGACAAGCUCAAGUUCAAUGAGGACAUGAGCAACUACGUCCCCAAGGAGCAACUUUGGACAGAGAUCAGCGGCGGUGCACUUGAGUUUGAAUAUGAUCACUCCACUUAUUGGCCUGCUCUUCGCAAGAUGUGCGAAGAGCGUCAGGUUGAGAAGGAGAAGAGAUGGACAGCCGGUGGCAAGCAGAUUGGAGAGCUUGAGGACUACCUCGGAGGGAAAGCGAGCCAAGGCAUUACGCCACCUGUUGCUGCAACUACCGAAGUCGCUGCCACUGCCACUGCCACCUCUACUGCACCCGUUGCCGCACCCGCCGCAACCGCUGCUGCAUCCGAGGUUGCUCCUAUCGCGGUUGCCCAAGAGAGCGCUGCACCAGAGAAGCCGGCAGUCGAAGGAGCCAAGAAGGAGGAGUCUGGUGCGGUAUCAGAGAAGCAAGGUGACAAGGUUGAGGAUUUGAAGGUAGACGAGCUGAAGGUCGCCGAAUAGGCAAUGGGGGCAGUAGACAGGAGAUAAAUGGCAGAGCAAGGCCAGAUGGGGCCGAUUCAUGAGAGGUCUAGGGCCAAGCAGGUUCUGGAUCGAAGAGAAGGAAGCAAGGGGACAAUAGAGCAACAGUCCCCCGCGAUGCGCACCAGACAUCAUAAUUUAGUCAAGACACACUUUAAUGUUAUUUGUUCAAUGAUCACUCCCCG